This is a messenger RNA of Suillus discolor, 967 nucleotides long. RefSeq lists its product as uncharacterized. The coding region runs from base 17 to 880 and encodes 287 amino acids. Gene Ontology annotation, biological process: regulation of transcription by RNA polymerase II. The transcript is spliced from 4 exons. NCBI's taxonomy places the organism in Eukaryota, Fungi, Basidiomycota, Agaricomycetes, Boletales, Suillaceae. Gene Ontology annotation, cellular component: nucleus. Gene Ontology annotation, molecular function: RNA polymerase II transcription regulatory region sequence-specific DNA binding; DNA-binding transcription factor activity, RNA polymerase II-specific. The record is from RefSeq and is a predicted model, not a curated record.
CUUGACUUCUACUAUCAUGGCAGAGUGUAAUCAAUGCGACCGUUCAUUUCGUUCUACUCAGGCAUUGUUUGCCCACUGUCGCGACAAAGCUGACCACCCCUUCUGCGAGGAUUGCGAUAGACUAUUCUCUACUUUUACUGGAUUGGAUCUGCACAUGCAAAACGCUGCGGUACAUCGCAGCGACAGUGAAUCAGACGAGUAUGCGUUCGAGAGCGAUGAUGAUGAUUCGGAUGACGAUGACUCGGAUGACGAAGAACCGUUCUGUGCGGGAUGCAACAGGUGGUUUGUUGACUUGGCAAGCCUUUAUCAGCACCUUGCUACCAGCUCAAAGCACAACUGGUGCUUUGUGUGCUCACGCGAUUUUGCCACCCCGACCUCAUUGGAUCAACACUCAUCCUCCCCUGUGCACAGGGGCCUGGAUUUCGAGUGUCCUUUGUGCUCAAAGAGGUUUAAGACCCCUUCCUCGAUCGCCCUUCACAUUGAGUCGGGGACUUGUCACAAUAUCUCACGAGCCCAAGUAACCGCGGCAGUCCAUGCACUCAAUAUAGUGCCUACGAUUUCGGUCUCUCGCCGCAUAGAAGGCGGAUCGACUCGCAUUGUGUCUUACUAUGUGACAGAGCGCGCAUUCAACGGGACUGCUUACGAGUGUUAUCUCUGCCACCGUACUUUCCGUACCUUGGGGGCUCUGAACUCCCACAUCAACUCUCCGGCGCAUGACGCGGAUGAGUUCAAGUGCCCAAAGUGCAAGAGGAAGUACAAGUUGGUUUCAGGCCUGAUGCAGCACAUUGAAAGCGAAGCGUGUGGAAUCGCGAGGUUCCAAAUGGUGGAGGACUUUACGACGAGCUUGAUUGACCAGUUUAUGAAGCGCUUGAAACUUUAACUUCUUUUGAAAAGGGAAUAUGUACUGUAAGUGUAACAUACAUGGUGUAUUUCUACGAGAAAGUGAAUCAGAAUCGGUUUGUCUCUU